AUGGUGAGUAUCAACACCACCUACACCAGGUCCAGGCAUACCGAGAUCGGCGGUCAAGAGGCAUUGCUCCCCUGGCAGCCGAUAUCGUUUGAUGCGCAGUCUAUAGUGCACGAGGGCUCCUAUCCAGACAUGCAGCCCAACUGGUUUGCACCCCCCAUAUACCGAAUGGAUCAAUAUGCGGAUACUGCGACAACUCAAACGGUGCAUGCCAGAUUUUUCUAUCCCCAGCCCCGGAUAACGCAAGAUGCUCGCCUAACCUAUGUGCUGGAGAGUCUUCUCGCCACCAUGGCCUGGUUUCUACUGCGAAUCUUUAGUCAGUUCCCUGGAGAACCGAUUGUCCCCAAGCCUCCAGGUUCUAUCACGGCGAAAUAUUCCUAUCUUGCCAACAGUGCCAUAGUCCGGAGGAUGUGGAAUACACACGCGAUGGAUACAAAAGAAGUAAGAAACCGGCGAGAGCCUGCCGCGUUGGGCUGGUGGCCAAUUUGUGGUGGCGACAACGCUUCUUCAUUAUCCGCCGAGGACCUAGCGGCCCCGCGCUGGAGAUGGGGUGUCGAUUCUGGAUGGAAUGUUCAAUUGCAGACCCGGAAGGACGUUCCGAUGGCCGUGUCUCUAUCACCGACUCCUCCAUAUUUACCCGAAUUCGACUUCUCCGAUAGUCCAUCACCUAUCGCCAUGGGUUCGCGAGGAAGCUAUAACAACUCCCUUGGUCUUUCCUUCGAAGUCAGCCUGCUCAGCCGGCAAUCUGAUCGUGCGAAUAAUAACAGUGACAAUUCAGAUAGAGACUGAGAGUUAGGACUAUCAAUUUAACACCAAUAAACAUCACUUGUUAGAGACAUAGAUCAAGAUAUCAAGUUUGCAUGAAUAACCUAGAGUCAUUGUUUGUCUAAGACCAGUGCUCUCAGUGAGCACAGACAAUAUCAUAAACCUGCCUUGUUUUGAACUUCAACUGUUAACACCUUGACAAUUGGUUGCUUGCCACAAACGAGAGAAUUCGACAAUAUUUUGCUGAAGUCCUGAAAACUCGUAAUCCAUCGGCCAGGGGACAUGAAUCGCUCCGAGAUAUAGAAAGCCCCGCUUCUCGUAAUUCAUGAACGAUGCUGAAGGAUCUCAAUCCUUCUCACUUCAUUCCACCUAUCAAAUCAUAACAUCUAUCAGCCG
Molecule: messenger RNA, 1158 nt
Organism: Aspergillus ruber CBS 135680
Lineage: Eukaryota; Fungi; Ascomycota; Eurotiomycetes; Eurotiales; Aspergillaceae
Exons: 2
Coding region: 1-786 (261 amino acids)
Source: RefSeq, a predicted model, not a curated record